CCUCACUUGAAGGUCAACCGUGCAAAAGUAGAAAGCCAAAAUGCUUGGCCCUCUCAACCCCUCUCUCUCUUUUUCUAUCUCUCUCUAGCUCGGCUUUUUUCACUUCUGGUGUCCUUCUUUUGGGUCUUGUGAGAAACAACAAAAAGCGUUAAAACGUGAAGGAAUGGAUCAGUGGGAUCGUAAGGAGGAUCUUUCAAGAACAAUGGACCAUCUACUGUUAAUGAACAGGACGCUCAUGUGCCAGCAAAUGUACCAAACAAGCGGGAAGAGCAUAUGGCUCCGGGAGAACCCCCUGAAUCUCCCGACCCCGCUCCUCAUGUUUCAGCUCACUAUCAUCUUCUUCGUCAGCCGGCUCGUCCACCUCGUCCUCAAGCCGCUCGGUCAGCUCACCAUCGUGUCGCAGCUCCUCGUACGGUCCCCAUCUCUUUCGUCUAUCUUCGAUGUCCAUUCGAUGGGAGGAAUUCUGCUGGGACCCUCCGUUUUAGGCCGCAGCAAGGCUAUGGCGUCGAUCAUAUUCCCCGCGAGGAGCGAGACAAUCAUCGAGACGUUCACGAUGUUCGGCGUCAUGCUCUUCCUCUUCUGUCUCGGGGUGAAGAUGGACCCGGCCACGAUGCUGCGGCCGGGGCGCAAGGCAGUCGUGAUCGGCUCCUCCAUGUUGCUCUUCUCGUUGGUCGUCCUGCUCGUCCUGGCUACGGUCCUACAAAACCACGUCACCAUGGGCUCGAGCCUUAAAAAGGCAUUGCCGUAUGUCGCAGGCGUGCAGGCUCUGACGGGCUUUCCGGUCAUCUCCUCCCUGCUCAUCGAGCUUAGGAUCCACAACACUGACCUGGGCAGGCUCGCCAUCUCCUCGUCCAUGGUCUGCGACGUGAUAGGGAUCGCAUUGGCGGCCAUAGGGACAGGGAUCGGGGAUAGUGGUGGUCGCGCAGCGGCGUCCGGUUUAUCUAUCGCAUCAGCAGUAGCGCUUCUGCUGAUUGUUGUUUAUGUAUUUAAGCCGCUGAUAUUGCGUAUGAUACGUGAUACUCAGCCCGGGAAAACCAUCGACGAUGCCACUUUGAUGUAUGUCGUAGUGCUCGUCCUCUUGACGGGGCUCGCCGGUGAGAGCGUCGGCCAACACUAUCUCGGCCCUCUAUUCCUGGGCUUGAUCGUCCCGGACGGACCGCCGCUGGGCACGGCCAUCGAAUCGAGGCUAGAACUCUUCACAUCCAGCUUGCUCUACCCUGCGUUUGUGUCGGUGUCAGGGUUACGCACCGACCUGUUCCAAAUUCGCUAUGAGUCUCUCAGUAUCCUUUCUGCUAUGUUCGGCAUCUCCGUCCUCGUCAAAUUAGGGGUGGUAGUAUCGGCCGCGCUCUUCAGCAAGAUUCCCUUUCGAGAAGCCUUUGUUCUCGGUCUCAUCUUGAACGUAAAAGGCAUAAUUGAGCUCGUGCUCUACAACGUCUGGCGAAAUGGCCGGGUCCUAACGACUGAACUGUUUUCCCUGUGUGUAAUAUCAACUAUACUGGUGACAGGAAUCGCAACCCCUCUUGUGAAAGCCCUCUUUGAUCCUUCAAGGCAAUUCAUAUCCGCCAAACGAUCUUCGAUCCAGCAUAGCAAGCCCAAUUCCGAGCUCCGGAUUGUCGUCUGUGUCGACAGUCACGACAGUAUCCCAACAAUCUUAAACCUCCUAGAGGUAUCCCAUGCUUCGGAAGAGAGCCCAAUCGCAAUCAUGGCAAUGGUGCUGGUAGAGCUCAUUGGCCGAACCACCACCAUGCUCGUGUGCCACAGCGAUCGAGUCAUCGACUCUAGUUCAAUCACGUCUGGGCACAUUAUUAAUGCUUUCAGGAACUAUGAGCACCACCGCGAAGGGCGUGUCACGGUGGAGACGUUCACUGCCAUAUCUGAUUUCGAUACCAUGCAUGUCGAUAUAUGCCAGGUGGCCCUCGACGAGAGAGCGAGCAUCGUGAUCGUCCCGUUUCACAAGCAGUGGGCUGUCGAUGGCCAAGUAGGCAAGGUAAACCGACAUGUCCAGAUCAUGAAUCUACAUGUCCUAGAGCAAGCGCCGUGCUCGGUCGGGAUCCUCAUAGACAGGGGGAUCGUGAGGGGCACCCUUCCAAUCCUGACGAGCGAAUCCACAUUCCACGUCGCGGUCCUCUUCAUCGGCGGCCCGGAUGAUGCGGAGUCACUUGCCUAUGGUUCCCGGAUGGCAAAACACGAGAACGCCAUCGUAACGGUCAUUCGCUUCCUUCUCUUCGGGAGUGAGAACACGAAAGACCGGAGGAUCGACACGGAACUGAUCUACGAGUAUAGGCAUAUCAACAUGGGAAACGACAGAUUCGUCUAUGUGGAAGAGGUGGUGAGAGACGGGGCGGCCCUAGCUUCAUUCGUCGGAAAAAUGGUGGACGGUUACGAUCUGAUACUGAUCGGGAGGCAGCACCAGGCCUCCCCGAUUUUCAUGGGGCUCGAACAGUGGAGCGAGUGCCCCGAGCUCGGCAUCCUCCCCGAUAUGCUCGCGUCACCGGACUUUGAGAGCACGGCCUCAGUCCUGGUGAUUCAGCAACAAAGAGUAGGAGGCACUCUGCUGGCUGGCCACGCCGUGCAGUCUGCGAUCUAUCCUAGGGAUCAGGCAUUCGCUCCGACCACCGGCCCUCGGGACGAGGCAGGGAGAUCGUCAUGGAGCAUCUCCAUAGAUAAGCGAGGCAGGACUUGAGGGAAGUCUAUUUAUCAUGUUCCUUUCAGCCCUACAGAUCUAGCUACUCUAGGUUGAAUGUUGCUGUUUCCUAGUCUUCGACUGACUGUUCAAAUGGAAAGAUGGAUCAGUCAUGUUGCUCCAUCCCGGAGGAUAUAAUAUUUA
Molecule: messenger RNA, 2827 nt
Organism: Eucalyptus grandis
Lineage: Eukaryota; Viridiplantae; Streptophyta; Magnoliopsida; Myrtales; Myrtaceae
Product: cation/H(+) antiporter 15
Exons: 3
Coding region: 164-2683 (839 amino acids)
Biological process (GO): proton transmembrane transport; regulation of pH
Cellular component (GO): endomembrane system; membrane
Molecular function (GO): antiporter activity
Source: RefSeq, a predicted model, not a curated record